AUGGGAUGCGCUUGGAAGAUUAACCCGGGCUUAGGGGAUUUGCCCUGGUUCUUAUUGUUUUAUUUCGUAACAGAACUUGGAAGCAUUCAGAAUGUUAGAUGUUACACCUACAGGGAAUUAAGAAAUGCUACCGAAGGUUUUAGUACGGCCAACAAAAUUGGGGAGGGUGGUUUUGGUUCUGUAUACAAGGGACGGCUGAAACAUGGGAAGAUAGCUGCUAUAAAAGUUCUUUCAGCCGAGUCGAGACAAGGGGUGAAAGAGUUCUUAGCAGAGAUUAAAGCAAUGUCAGAGAUAGAGCAUGAAAACUUGGUUAAGCUGUAUGGAUGUUGCGUAGAAGAUAAUCACAGAAUUCUAGUUUACAAUUACCUUGAGAACAAUAGCCUUGCGCACACUCUUCUUGAUGGAGGUCAUAGUCACAGCAAUAUCCAGUUUAGUUGGAGAACACGGACUAAGAUAUGCAUUGGGGUAGCAAGAGGGCUUACUUUCCUUCACGAGGAAGUCAAACCAUACAUCGUUCAUAGAGAUAUCAAAGCAAGCAAUAUUCUUCUUGACAAAGACCUCACUGCGAAAAUUUCAGAUUUUGGUCUGGCUAAGCUUAUACCAGACAACCAGACUCAUGUCAGUACACGAGUAGCUGGAACACUAGGUUAUCUGGCACCUGAGUAUGCAAUAAGGGGGAAAUUGACUCGGAAAGCAGAUCUCUAUAGUUUCGGUGUCCUCCUUUUGGAAAUUGUUAGUGGGAGAAAUAACACAAAUACACGAUUAUCUGUUGAAGAUCAAUACCUCUUAGAAUGGGUAUGAUCAAUUUCAACCACAGUUUUAAUCAAACACCUAUUUUUUCAAACCAACCUCAAUUAAAAGUACUUUUUAUAAAACAACUUUUUUCAAACCACAACCACAACAGCUACCGCAAUACCAAACACACACUUAAUAGAAAUUGAGUUUUUUAUUUGAGCUCUUAUUUGAAUUUCAUAGGUUACGAGUUUGAGAGAUUACAAGUUUAAAAAAUUAACCCAAAUUUAGAAAAUUCAUCAAGAUUUGAUUUUUUUUUAAUUUUUAAGCUCGUGUUUUUUUAAAGUUUCAUCCAUCAAUAUUCAUUCAAUUAGAUAUUAGGUUCAAUUAUUUAUUUUUUACAUAUAAGAUUUUUCACUAAUUUUGAGAAUGACUCGGCUUAUCUCAAGUUUUUUUAUUUGUUGUUUUUAAAAUAAAUUUUGUUUUUUUGUUUAGAUUAAAUUAUUUGAUUAAAUAUAAACAUGAGAUGAAUUUGAGAGAUUAACUCAGGUUUAAGAGAUUCAUCAGGGUUUGUUUGAUUUUGUUUUCUCCUUUUAAGUUCAUGUUUUUUUUUUAAUUUUAUCCUUCAAUAUUUGUUCGAUUGGAUAUUAUGCUAUGUUAUUUUUUUUUUCUAUAGGAUUUCUCACUAAUUUUGAGAAUGGUUUGAGUUAUCUUAAAUCUUUUUAUUUGUCAUUUAAAAAAAAAUUAACUUGUUUAAAAUGAAUUUUAUUUUUGGAUUGGAUUAAGUUAAUUGAUUAGAUAGAAAUAUGGGAUGCGCUUGGAAGAUUAACCCGGGCUUAGGGGAUUUGCCCUGGUUUACUAGGUUUCCUUUUUUAAAAAAAAACUCGUGUUUUUCAGUUCCAUCCUUCAAUAAUUAUACGAUUGAAGGUUGAGCUCUGUUAUUUUUUAUUUGCUUUAUAUAGGAUUUUUCACUAAUUUUAAUAAUAAUCAUGGUUAUCUCGAGUAUUUUUAUUAUGACUAUAAGUCACAAACAAGUUUUUCAAAUCUUGUGAUAAAAAAUGAAUAAUAACUAAAAGAAUUUAAAAUAAAAAUUAGUAGUGAAUUAUUAAUCUUUUUUUAAAAGAUAUUCUUGGUCAUCCCUUUUUUUUUGUCAUAUUUGAAAGUAUAGUAAUUUAAAUUACAUCUUAAAAAAUAUCAAAUUAAUAUUUUUUUGUGAUUUUAAAAUGUUGAUAUUAAAAAUAAAAAUAAAUAAAAAACAUUUUUAAAAAACAUUCCACAUCAUAAUCUCAAACACACACCUAUUUUUUUUCUUCUUGUACUGUGAUUUUCCAAUAUUGAGAAACUUGUAUUUCUCAAAAUCCUUGAAACCUAUGAUAUGAAACCUUGAUAUUGUGGAUAAUAAUAAUUAUAGAAAUGAUUAUAAUAAGCUCCAAGCAGCCAAAUCUCCACGGAAACUUCCAGCUAGUCUCAUUGAAUAUGAAUAUGAUUUUUCAAUACGACAACGCUCCUCCGUUCUUGACCAGUUGUAAUGUGAACACAACACUUUUGUACGGAUUGUCCACCUUCACCUCCCCUGGCACUGCAUGCGACUUGGAUUAAACAACAAAAACGUUGACGUAUUAUGAUCAAGGCUCCAUGAGUAUCAUAUUUUAUUUGGGUCAGCCCUAAAGAACUAAAGCAGCAAUCAAAAAGAUUUCUUACUUUUUUAAUUUUCUUUAUUUUUUAUUUGAAAGCAGAAGAAUUGUAAUUACUACUCUCUUUUUUUUGGAAUUAUAUUAGCUAGAGUUUACACGUGAAGUUAAAAAAAAAAAACCAUGUGAAAUUUUUUUA
Molecule: messenger RNA, 2562 nt
Organism: Populus nigra (black poplar)
Lineage: Eukaryota; Viridiplantae; Streptophyta; Magnoliopsida; Malpighiales; Salicaceae
Product: cold-responsive protein kinase 1-like
Exons: 5
Coding region: 1-801 (266 amino acids)
Biological process (GO): protein phosphorylation
Molecular function (GO): ATP binding; protein kinase activity
Source: RefSeq, a predicted model, not a curated record